This is a messenger RNA of Athalia rosae (coleseed sawfly), 4066 nucleotides long. It is a transcript of the gene Cerk, whose product is annotated as ceramide kinase. Lineage: Eukaryota; Metazoa; Arthropoda; Insecta; Hymenoptera; Athaliidae. Gene Ontology annotation, molecular function: kinase activity. The coding region runs from base 193 to 1743 and encodes 516 amino acids. The record is from RefSeq and is a predicted model, not a curated record. The transcript has 8 exons.
ACCCCUGGAAGAAAAAAAGGAAAAAAAAAAAAACAUAUUAACGAUUCGACACGAUGUACACAUAUGUAUAAUUAUAGGAUUGAAUCGAUCGAGAGACUAAACAGAUAAAUAAAUCGGCGACAACAAAGGAUAAAUAUAAAAUCCAUCGAUUAAUGUUAACGAAGAAGAAUAUUUGAAUUAUAAGGAACGAAUAUGCAGGACAACGAUCAUACCUCGGAUGCGGUGCUACUCAACACAUUUGUUAUACGUAAAAAAAGGUGCAAGGUUUACUUUCAUCGUGGUACGCUCAUAUGGGAAACAGAACGAGCUCCGUACACGCGUUGGACUUUGCCUCUGACCGACGUAUUGGCCGCCCAUUACGGUAACGGAGAAGAUGAAGAAAUAUCAAUGGGAAAUGUGGAUGAAAAAGUAUUUUCACCGACAAGUUUUACCAUACAUUACGCCGCCCGGGGUGCGAAAAACAAAUGGAGUCAUCACACCGUCACCAUGAGUCACACAGAUUCCAGGCAAGUCGGAUCUUGGGUGAAAACGAUUCGUAAUUAUUUAACAGGCCUGACGAACCGUCCCAGGAAGAUAAUGUUCUUCGUCAAUCCUUUCGGCGGUAAAAAGAGGGGUUUGAAAAUCUGGGAGAAGGAAGUUCAACCGCUUUUGACGUUGGCCGGUAUAGAAACUAGAUCGAUGGUAACGGAGAGGGCUGGACACAUCAGAGACACCCUGCUGGCCUGUAAUUUGGACGACGUCCAGGCCGUGGCUUGCGUCGGUGGCGACGGAACCUUUGCGGAAGUAUUCAACGGCCUGGUGAUGCGAACCGUCAAAGACAAGGACAUAGAUCCGAACGACCCGGAGAUCAUCUUACCUCCCCCGAAAUUACCGGUCGGCGUUAUUCCCAGCGGUAGCACGGACACCGUUGCCUACAGUUUGCACGGUACGAUCGACGUACAGACGGCGGUUUUACAUAUCAUUUUCGGUGACACCAUAGGCCUCGAUUUGUCGUCGGUCCACAGCGAAGAAUCGCUGCUACGGUUGUACGCCAGCAUGCUCAGUUACGGUUAUCUCGGCGACGUGAUAAAAGACAGCGAGAAAUUCAGGUGGAUGGGACCUCAGAGGUACGAUUACUCAGGUUUUAAAAAAAUAAUCGCCAACAAGGGCUACGAGGGAGAGAUAAAGCUGUUGUCGGAUCCUUGUCAUCCGGCCUCGAGCACGAAGUGCACGGAAAAUUGCACGAGGUGCAUAGAACACACGAGAAACAACGACUGCGACAAGGAGAUAGCCAGGUGGCUGACUGUACGGGGUAAAUUUUUUAUGGUUAACGGCGCCAACGUGUCCUGCGCUUGCGACAGGAGCCCCAUGGGUUUCAGUCCUCAUUGUCACGUGGGCGACGGUUGCGUCGAUUUGAUAUUGAUACGUCACACGUCGUUUUUCAAUAAUAUCAGGGUACUUUUGAGGCUGAGUAGCAAGAAUAAGAAUUUGUACGACCUGCCGUUCGUCGAAGUCUACAGAGCCAGGGAAUUCACAUUCCAACCCCUUCCGUCUGUGAUAAAUAUUCCAUCCGAUACCGCGGAUCAGAUAAAUCGGAGUAACGGAUCGGCCAGAUCGUCACUGCCCCGAGGUAACAGCGUCUGGAAUUGCGACGGUGAAGUUAUAGGGGAUUCGAGAGUGAAAAUCAGGGUACAUUGCCAGUUACUGAAAGUUUACACGAGGCGAUCUCAGGACAUGAUAGAAGAUACGUCAUGUUUUUGCUGAAUUAUUCCCAGUAUUUCCAGUAUUUUACCAAGCAACAAUAACAACAAAAAAAAAAAACAACAAGUACAUGCAACUUCAAUUUUCGUUUUUCGCAUGGAAACUUGCGAUAUCCGUAUAUACAUAUUAACGAAAUGAAAAAAAAAUAGCAAUUAAAUAUUGUCUCAUGGACAUCGAAAGAAAAAAGACGACACAAAAAAAAAAAAAAAAACGAAAUAAUCAUUUAGUUCCUUCGACUUGCCCACAUGCAGAUAUUAGAAUAACAUGUAUCUAUUGUUUUCUUAUUUCGAAAUAUUUUCAAAACGUGAUCAUUUAUCUUGUGUUCUAUGUUUUUUUUUUUUUUUCUUUUUCUUUUGGCGAUUUUUCUACGUUAACGAUAAAAAAAAAAAAAAAAAAAAAAUUCCGCGCGAAUCGCGUUAAUCGGACGUGUGAUCAUUAUAUUCCUAUAAUUAUGAGGUGAUACAUGUAUGCAAUAUUAAUAUUUUUCGCAACGAUAGCAUAUAUAUAUAAAAAGGAAAAAAACAUUUUUUAAAAUAAACGAAACGUAAAACCGCUUAAUAAAUUUUACUUAGUUAGAUUUUAAAUACUCUGAAGUGAUAAUUAUGAAAAUUUAAUUUAAACAAAUGGUGAUGAAAAGUUUACAUGAUUUUUUAUUUUAUUUUUUUUUCGUUUUAUAAUUCUGCCUGUUAUUUGAUACGGUAACGCACGUGACCUAUGGUAUCAAAUUGUAUGAUACCACCUGCCUUACACGUUAAAGGGAAAAAAGAGAAAAAAAUUAAUCAGUAUACGUUGACCGUUCUUAUUAUUGUUAUAAUUUUAAUUAUUAUUAUUAUUGUUGUUGUUAUUUUAUUAAUGUCAUUAAGAAAUGAGGAAAAAAAAAUUCUCGAAAAAAAUCUGUACUUGAAAUUUUGGUAUUCUUUGCGCGAUUUCCGUUUAUGAUCGUUCUCCUUUUUUUUUUUUCUGAAAUCGAAAAUAUCAAUUUCAUUCCACUACAGUUAAUGUAGGCCUAGGUGUGCAAAAAAAACUUAUCGAAAGAUAAAGAAAUAAAAUAAAUUAAUGAAUAGAUGAAAAUAAAACAAAUUCAAUGAAUGAAUAAUUUUUAGACGCUCGCGAUCAUAUGACCUAACGGACGCUUCAAUAAUAAUUAGUAUCUAAAAUAUUUGACUAUUUUAUUUUUGUCAUUUGAAUGAUUAAUUUAUAUCAACUAAUCGAUAGUGUGAUGAUGAUGCGAUGUCGAUAAAAUAAAUAAUAAUGAUAUUAACAAUAAUAUAAUAUAAAAUAGAUAAUUUAAUCAUUCAUAAUAUAUUAUAAUAGGUGGAUCGAAUUGGAUGCAUUUGAAAUGGGAUUAAGUUUUUGAUUGUUUUCCUUAAGUUUCAGUUUUUUGUUCUUUCAAACUUUAAUUUAUUGUGACUAAUUAAUGAUUUUAUACUUGAUCAGAUCGAUUCGACAAUAUUAUUGUAAUCUUCAAUUAUCAUUACUAUUAUACUGCAAUCAAUUAAGUUUGAAAAAGAAAUCGAUGAUAUACAGGGUGAUUUUAAAGGGAUUGAUGUAAUAAGACUAUACAAUACGCGAAUGAAAUUAUCUAAUUAUAAAAAAAAAAAACAAAAAAAAAUCCCUCACGAGUGAAAAUUAAUAAGUAUCUAAUGAUACGCGAUAUAAUAUCCUAUAUAAUGUACAUCUAAAAUAUAUCUAUAUUUUAAUAUUUAACUUGUUUUGAUAUAAAUUCAAAUAAUCGAGCUGUGCAAUUGCAACGUAAAUAUAUCGUUGCGAUUAUAAAUUCUUUUCAAUUUUUUUUUUUUUUCUUUCCUUUUAUAAAAUCAUAAUCCAAACGUCGAUUUUGAUUCGUACACUAUAUACUUUCUUUUAUCACCUCUCUAUCUACCCGUCAGCUUUUUGGAGCGAACAAAUUAUUCAAACACCAGGCUAUAAAAUUUUUUAAAAACGAUUCUAAUUUUUAUUUUACUAUAGGCAUAAACGCGAACAUAUCAAUCAUAUACCCACAUACGUAUAUCUAUAAUAAUACAUGCAUAAAAACGCUUGAAAGAGAAGAACAUAAGAAAAUUCUGUCAUAAUAUUCGUAAUUAAUUAAUGGAUUCUGAUUAUUAUUAUCAUUGUCAUUGCUGUGAUUAAAUAUUCAAGCCUACAUAGAACAAUGAAUCAUAAUAGUCAAGCGGCAAACAAAAAGCAUGAAAUAAUAAAACGGCAAGAAAAAAAAAAGUAUACAUAGAGAAAUAUAGAAGAAAAUUAAACGGUGCACGUGUAGGUAUAUCAUAACUGUAAUAAAUAGUGUAGAUACAAUCGGUGAUAGGAAAAUGAAAGAAAGAAA